Naegleria gruberi is the source of this 13573-nucleotide messenger RNA. RefSeq lists its product as uncharacterized. The transcript has a single exon. Gene Ontology annotation, molecular function: ATP hydrolysis activity; ubiquitin-protein transferase activity. The record is from RefSeq and is a predicted model, not a curated record. The coding region runs from base 1 to 13548 and encodes 4515 amino acids. Lineage: Eukaryota; Heterolobosea; Eutetramitea; Acrasida; Naegleriidae.
AUGAAUAUGGAAGAAUCGCUAUUCGGCAAAGCAAAGAAAAUGUUAUUUGGUAAAACUAAGAGUGAACAGCUUUUAGAUGAGUUGGAAAUUAUUUGUAAAGACAGAUUCUAUGAAGUCAACAACAAAGUGCUAGAAGAAGGUGUCGAUGAAAUUUGUGAUUUCAUCCAAAACAAAAAGAAAGAAGAAGCAAGAAAAAUAUUUCUUUCUCUAUUUAUGAUGGUUUCUAAAAAUCCUGACAUAUAUUCUAAUGUCAAUCUCUUUCAAGUGGCAUGUACUCAUUUAUUACUGACACUAUAUGUUGCUAAUAAUCCACCUCCUGUUGUCUUUAAAUGGAUAAGUGAAAUUCUCGUUACUAGUGCAAAAGAUUACUCCAAAUUUGCCCAUAAUAUCAGGAAAAUAAUGUUGCUGAGUGGAUUGAAAAACUUUGAGUUUGAAUAUGUAUUGGUAUUGCAUCAAUUUAAAAAUAAUCAUUUUGAUCAAUGGAAUAUAUUUUGGAAAAAAGCCAGUAUUUCAGCUGAGCUGCACGAUUGGGUUUGUGAAUAUUAUUUUAGAGUGUUUCCAAAUAAUUGGUAUCAUUUGGAAAUUACUUUCUCCUCAAUUAUUCAACCUCAAAACUCCAAAUAUUUACCAAUUUAUGUAUCUAGUUUAUUGCAGAGAUCACCAGAAUAUUUCACCAAUUUUUGGAAGAACUAUCUAAAUAAUUUAGACAUGACAAAAGAACCACUCUACAUAUUUUGUCUGCAAUUUUUAUGCUAUAACAUACAGACAUUCUUAAAUGAUCUAUUACUCAAGCAAAAGCUCAUUUCUAGUCUUGCCACAAAAGAAAUCCUUGAUUUCUCUGAAAAUACUCUUCAGUCUAUUCUCCAAACAAUUCAACAAUAUGGAGUGGAUUACUAUUUGGGUGCACUGGAAUUCUCACUAAAGAAUAAUGCCAAAUCUGAUAAUCUGACCCCCAAAAACAUGAGAUUAGCAAUCAAAUACUUUCCAAAUCAAGUGUCUAAUGAAACUUUCAUGAUAUUUUUAACAAACCAGAUGAAAAAGAGGGCCAGUGUUGAUGUAAUAUUCGAAAUGAUCGAUAGUUACAUGAAUGUGAACGGAUUGGAUUUACAAAGAGUAUUGUCCUUUUACACGAGUUGGUUUGGUUUAACAAAAGAUUUCAGACAUUUACAAAUUUUUGAUAUUCUUGAAUCAAAAUCUAUUGAAUCUUUCAUUUCUGAAUUGGAUGAAAAUUCAGCGGAAACAAUUGUAUUGGCUUUAUCUAACCUUUUUAAUGAUACAUCAGCAAAGGAGGCAAGACUGAAGUCUGCCAAGCAAUUGUUCUACUUAGGAUCUGAUAAUCUAACCAGACAUCAUUAUGUAUUUUAUAAGGCAUUUAUCAAUUCAUUGUUAGACUCUACUGAUAUGUUGGAAAGACUUAGAAUAGUUUCAUUAAUCGCUGAUGACAUGUCUACUUCAAAGCUAUUUUCGACUUUUGCUCCAUACCUUUUAGAAAAUGCAAUUGUAAAUAGGGAACAAACAGGAAUCAAGUUUUUCCUUGAUUCUGAAAAGUACCUCAACAUAUUUAUUAACACCUGGAAACAUAAUCAAAAUUCAAAGGAAUGGAAAGAGUAUCGUGACUUAUUCGUAAGUGCGGUAAAGAAUCCUCUUCAAGACUUGACAGAUAGCAUUUCAGACAACCAGAUAACGAUCAAGGAUUUGGAAUUGUUACAAAAAGAAAGAUAUCGUUUUAAUUCACUGAUCGAGAAAUUAGAUUUAGCUAAAGUGAAUGGAAUAGAAAGAAAGAUAGAAACUUCCAAGUCUGUAGAAAAAGAUAUUCAAGAAUUGACUAAAAUUAUUUCAUGGUUAAAAAGGUUCCCACUGCUUAUGGAGUUUACACAACAUUUAUCAUUACUGGAUGAAACAUCUACACUCUCAGAAUUGGAAUCUAAUGUUGAAAGCCUCAAGGCACAACUUGAUUAUAUUGAUAACAGAAGAGACUUGAUAAUUUUUCUCCACGAUGAAGACAGUCUAUUGUUCCACUCUCUAUUCAAAAAAUUUCUUCAUGACUCUGGGGAAACUGGUGAUAUUAUAGCAGUAUCUGAAAUAUUUACAAGAGUGAUUGAAUUCUUGGAACACAUUAAUAUGCAAAAUAUUCAAAGUUUGAAAGAGUAUGAGAUUUUAGAUCUUUCUAAGCAGCUGAGAGCUAAAGGAAAAACUCUCUCUGGUGAGAUUGAACUUCUAUCCUCAGUUCUUAACAAGACUAGUUCAGGAGGUCAAUUUAAUAUCAAUUUGGAGGUUUUAAGAAAAGCACUAAACUUGGAAGAGCUUGGAACUGGAUUAGAAUAUUUUGUUGAUUGUAUGCAAGACUACAAUAUGGAGCUUGUUAAAGAAGAGAGUUUCAAUAACAUAAAAAGACUCAAAGAUAGAUUGUACGGUCUGAGAGACAUUCCUCUUUCGGAAGUUGAAGUAAUUCUUGAUGUUUCUAAUGAAGCAAUGCAAGGUUUGGACGGUUAUCACACCAAAUAUUUUAAAGAUUUAUUAACUCCAGAGUCAAAAGGAUUAAUUCAAUUUUUGAAGGAUAAUUUGUUAAGCUUUGAAGAUUCUAUCAAAGUAGUAAGGACAAGAAGUAGAAACUCUAAAUUCCACGAAGAAAUAGUGAAUUCUUUAAUUAUUGCCAAAGAACUGGUCUCUCCUUUACUCAAUCAAAAGAUCACCUUCCAAGAUUUUAGAAAUAAGAUUCUUGCCUUAUUCAACAAGGAAGAGGAUCUUUUCAAGCUUAAGGAACUUCAAGUUGUUAACGAAAAUCUUACAACCAUCAAAAUUUUAUUCUCUAGUACAGCCACUAUCCACCUUGAUGAUGUUUUUGAUAGUGUCAGGGCAAUAAUAGAAAAGGGAAAGUUUAUUUCCACACCAGAUUCAUUAAUCGUUAGCUACGAAGAUAAAGAAAUAUCAGGAGAAGAGCUAGUUGAUUUGGUUAGGGUUGCUAUUUUCAGAUCUUCUGAUUCAGAAAAUGACCAAAAUAUCAAGAUGAAACAUGAUUUACAAAACUUUAUAUUGCUUUAUCAAAUGGCAGAGCAAAUUCAGUCAACUAUCAAAGAGCUAAUCAAAGAGGGUUAUCCUAAAUACCAUGAUCAAGAACGAAUCGAAAUUAAUGAAAGAAUGGAAAAAUUAGAGCUUGAAAAGAAGAACAAUGCUUUUAAUGCAAAACUUGAAAAAUGGAAAAAAUCUAUUGAGGACCUUGUGGAAUCACAACCAUUAGUUUUAAAUUUAUCAAGAAGUCAACUAACAAAAUUUGUUUCACUCUUCAAGGAUAGUUUAGAAAGUGAAGAAAGGGAAUGUCAAAGUCUUAUUCCAUAUAUAAUGCUAAUUGUUAAAGAAUUGUUCAGAGAUAAUCUGAAGCAUUAUCCAAUUACAGAAGAAGGAUUGAAGGAAAUUUUGAGUGGUUUCAAAAGUACAACAAGUGCAAAAGAGAUUUUGAAGCUUUCUGGUGAAUUUGUACAGAAAAUUAUUGAAAGUAUUGCUGGCGAUUUAGAUCAAGAAAGAAAUAACUACGAAACCAAAACACUGUAUGAUGUGAAUGGCUCACAAAUACCAAUUAUUCUACUUAAAAUAUUCCAAGAAAAUAUCAUUCAGUACUCUGGUGAUAAUAGUGUUUUGAUAGUCAACAAUUCCAAUAUCUUCUACUGUGAUGAAAGUACAAGGAAAGAGGACAUUCAAUGGUUUUGUAAAAGAAGGAAAGCUUUCCCGGAGCUCACUUAUGCUCUGGUUCAUGUGAACAAGUUAGUGCUCAGUGUGAAGGAAGAGUUGAUCAAGUUUGAGUUUGAAGCUCAUGAAAAGAACCAAAAGGUAGGAUUGACUACUUUGAUUUUCACAUCAGACGCAUCUAAAGAAGCAUUCUCAUUUAUUGAAACAAAGAAUGACAUUGAAGGUAUGGCCCAAAAGAAGCCAAUUAUUAGCAAGUACCUUUCAGAAAGUUGUAAGAUAGAGAAAUUUGAGACUGUUAAGGGAGAAUCAGCUUCUGGUAAGACUCGUUAUAUUCAAUCAGAAAAACGAGAUAAUGAGGUCUAUGUGAGAAUUGCAGUACAUGAAGAAUUUUCAUAUGACUAUUUUUAUGAACAAUUGUGUUCUUAUGAUUUUGAAAAUUCACCAAAGGUUUUAAUUCAUUUUGAUGUUUCCUAUGUUUUUGAAUUGAGAAACUUUGAAUUAUUCUUACUUGAAUGGAUCUUUGGUAGAUGCUUGCAAAGUAAGAAGGGUCAACUGGUUGAUACUUGGGGCAACACUAAAGAAUCAAUUCGUAUUUUUGUUGAAAUACCAAGUAGCUUUGAAAAAGUCAAGUUGGAUUUAAUAUCUUUAAUUGAGACUACUAUUGGACCAAAAUCAUUACAUUCAGAUCUUGCAAGUUUUGAUUUUGGAGAGGAAAAAACAAGAUAUGUAGCCUCAAUGUUUACUUUGUUCAAUUCAAAAAAGAUUAAUGAUAUUAAUCGUUUCUUGAAUGUUGACAAGAAUUUAGUCUCGGAAGAAAAGUCGAGACAAGUGCUUACUCAAUUUUUCAGCGUAAGCAAGGUUACAAAAAGCCAUUCAUUGAGAAAAAUAUUCAUUGAAUUGAUGUAUGAAAGGUUAAGAGGUCUUGAAAAUUAUCAUAUUAAGUUUUUGAAAUUGAAAGAGUCCAACGAGUUUGGUCAAGAUAUUUACGGAAAUGCUCAAGAAUUAAUUUUCACAAUCAAUGGAACUCUCUUCCCUGUAUUUAAAGAAGAAUGUGAGGUGAUGACAGAUAAUACUAUUGAACGAUGCUGGAGUGACCUUCCCGUAGUAUUUGCAGUACCAAAUCUUACAGAUGAUAUACCCAAUUAUAAUAUCGUCAGAUGUUCUAAAUGUAGCACUACUAGAGAGUAUAUUGGCAUGCAACCACUUGAUGUAAAAACUAGCACACUAGCAGAAAUACGUUCAAUAUUGACAUCCUCUUUCGAAGUUAAUUCCAUAAUUGAAAUUUGUGAAAAGACCAACUAUUUGCUAACUAAGGACUUUGCUAUCAAAUUAUUUUUGUUAGAUGAAAGAAGAAAGGUUGGCAGAUCUGUUAUUAUUGAAAGUGAAACUGGUGUGGGAAAAAGUGAAUUGCUUCGAUUUUAUUCAAAUAUUUUAAAUUCCAACAACAAAUUAUUGCCUGAUAUAAGAUUUGAGCUAAGGAAGUGGCUGUGUGAAACUGUUGAUCAAUUCACUUCCAAGAAUAAUAUUCAAACAGAGGUUAGAACUAAAAAUAUGGACAAAUGUAGAUCCAGAGAAUAUAUUGUAAAGCUGUUGAAAGAAACAGAAGAACAAGUUGGUCAACAGUUGUUGCAAGAAAUUACAAUUUCUCUAGUAAGCGCAGUUAAGAAAAUAUUUGAUGAGUUCAAAUUAAUUGAAAAAACAGACCUUAUUAACUCCACUUUUGAGGCUCUUGAACAACAGAAUUAUGAUUUAUGGACAGUGGAUAUGAUUGCUGACUUUUUAGCUCAAGCUGAGUCAGCAAGACCUGAAAACUCUAUUUAUUUCAAGAUUUUGAUGCAUAGUGGUAUAAGUUCACAAGAAAUAAGACAAACUAUAAGAGAUAUCGAAAGAAACACUUUGAGAUUAAUCAAUUCAGGAUAUCAAGACUUAAAGGUUGUUGUUUUCAUUGAUGAGUUGAAUACAAGCAGUUGUAUGGGCAUUAUGAAAGAGCUAUUUGUGGACCAUACAUUAGACGGUCAAUUGUUACCAAAAUCUAUCUUUUUUGUUGGUGCCAUAAAUCCAAAAUUGCAAAAUGAAGAAUAUGUAGUUAACGAAAUUGCACCAUCCAUGAAACUUAUCAGAUUUAACUAUGCAGAUCUCUCUAAAUAUCAAGAGCAAGAAUUUUUGGCUCUACUGAUCGAAUUAGAGCAAAAGAAGCGAGAUGAACAUGAAGGAUUUGUACAUGAUUUACAAACAUUCAUUUUAUCUGCCCAACGUUUUGUUGCAGAGUCUAAACAAUUGGAUAAGAGAAUAAGAGUUUCAAUCAGAGAUUUAACAAGGGCAUGUAAACUAUAUUGGUUUUUGAAGGAUAAUGAAGUUCUUUACUACUCUGCUAAUCUCUCCAUAGAACAAUGUCACAUUAUUUGCUUAUACAUGGCCUUAGCACUGUCCUAUUAUUUCAGAUUACCUUCUAGUGAGAGAACCAAAUUUGAGGAAAUGAUUGAUAGAGAAGCACAUACUCAGGUGCAAUAUGGAAUCUUUGCAUUUUCUCAAGUUGUCUCAGAGCAAUUAGGAUAUUUCUAUCAAAAAGCAAAACAACGCGGAUUUAUUCCUCCAGGUAUUGCAAGUACAAAAGCAUUAUUAGAAAAUUUCUUCACUAUGGUCAUUGGAAUUCAAGUUGGAAUAGGAAUCAGCUGUGUUGGUCCUCCAGGAAAUUCAAAGACUUUAUCUUACACUAUUGCAACACAAAAGAAGAAGAGUCUUUUUGUUGGAAUGAAAACUGUUCAUACCCAACAUUAUCAAUGCAAUGAAUUGUCUACUGCUAAUGAAAUUGAAUUAGUAGUAAAGAGCCAAGUUGAAACUAGACGAAAGUAUGAAAGAGCAGGAAUGGUUAACGAAAUUUGUAGUGUAUUAAUUGAUGAAGCAAGUCUUCCAAUAGAAAAGAAAAAUUCGCUCAAAGUUCUUCAUUACUAUCUUGACAAACCAACUAUUAGCACAGUUCUCAUUUCAAACAAUUUAUUGGAUGCAGCUAAAUCUAAUAGAUGUAUUCAAAUUGUUCAACCAGAGACUAGCUUUGAGGAUUUGAGAGCACUUUGUCAAGGUUGUUUAAUGUUAAAUGAAGAUGACAUUAAGCCAAAUUCAAGAAUAGAUAGAAUUAUUACAGCAUUAUGUAAAUCAUUUAAAGAGGUCAAUUAUGUGCUUACUAGCACAAUUGUUAAGCAACAUAAUGGCACUGGUGGAAUUUUCCAUUUGAGAGAUUUCGUCUACUUCUUAAGAAUGCUAUCUAAGAAUAAGGGUAAUCACAAGGAGGUUUUCUCUGGUAACAAUAUUUACUAUUGUUUACAACGUAAUUUUAAUGGUGUUCCAGAAAAUGAUUUCCAAAAAAUUCAAGAGCUUUUCUUGACAAAUAUUAACGAAAUGUUAGGAACAAAGAUUCAUAUCGAAAAGGAAAAGAUCAAGCAAUAUAUUGAUGUAGUAUAUGAUAGUAUUCACGAUAGUUUAUCAAAAUACGAUGAUCCAAAUCAAUCUCACUACAGACAUACUAUGAUUAUCGAUCCGAGCCAAGCUCAGGCCUCUAUUAAGCUUUUAACAUCCAACAAUAUAAUUGACCAAUCCAAGACAAAGGUUGUUUACAUUAGCGAUUUUAAGGGUGAUACAAAUGAUUUGUCCCUUUCUCAAGAAAUUAGUGAAGUCAAAAAUUGUAUGGAACUUGGAGCACCGGUAGUAUUGGUAAAUUCAUCUGCCAUUUCUACAAAUUUCUUUGACGUUUUUAACAAACACUUUACCAAGGUAAAUGAUAGAUACUUUGCCAAUGUGUCUAUUAAAGGAAAAACUCACCCAUGUGAAAUUAAUUCCAGCUUCCACUGUAUAGUCCACGUUCCUAUUGCACAAUACAGAGAGUUACCUUUGCCAUUCUUGAAUAGAUUUGAGAAAUACAUUAUUGGUGCAGAGAGAGUUUUGAAGAGUGAUCUUUUGGUUGAAAAAGAGGAGAGCAAGAAGGCAAUUUUCGAUCACAUCAGAAGAGGAGUUAAUGACUUUGUUCGUCAAUUUGAUGCUAGUACAUUCUAUGGUCUUGUUGAAGAUGAAACAGUGGAUUUAUUAAUCAAAUCAAUCUAUCAACAAUCCAAAGACUCUAUUCAAAUUAAGAAACCACUAACAAUUAAGAAUAAUAACAUUAUAGAACUAUUGAAAGAAAAUGGUAUGGAAGAUAAUAUCGAUUUAGAGGAAGAGGACGAAGAAAUUUCCAUCAACAAACUGAGGAGCUACAUUAGAAAGAUUAACUUUCAACUGUUGCAAAUUGCCAAACCUGAAGAUAUUUUCCUCAGAAGAAAAUUCAUUCCAAAAUCCUACCUAGUGGAGUACCUCACAAAACAAGAGCACUUUUGUACAAUUUCAUUUUUGAAGAAUGCCAUAGACCAACAUUUCAAACAAUCCACAACAAAUAAUUCAAAGUACAUUCUUUAUACCAGACACUCAAGUGGUAUUCACACUCUCAAUGAUACUGACCGUUUAAAGGAGAUUACCUCCGUUGCAUGUACUUCUGAACCUUUGAAGUCAUGUGUGAACAAUCCAAGUGAAAUUAUUACCCUUGCUUCACUUUCUUCAUUCUCUUCUCAAUUAGAAUUCCACAGAUUCUUGGGAGAGUUUGCAGCUGAUCAUCAAAAGCUUGUUUUACUAUUAACCAUUGAUAUGUCAAUGAUUUCUAAAAACACUGUGAAUUUUGUAAAAUUCAAGAUUGAGAAUAUUCUUUCUUCUCCAAUGAAGAAGGUUAAGAAUAUGACACCUUUCGUUUCUCUUAUUCUCUACUUCCCUCCAGAGUCUUCUCAUUUCAAUGCUGCUUACGAUAGUAUUUUCUUAGGGUGGGACUAUUAUUACAUUGACAGUUUAAGAGGAGACCUUGGUGAUGGUCAAAUUAGUCAAUAUAGAGAUAGCAGAUACUGGUUUAGUGUUGCUGUUGGAUUACUGAAGGGAUUCCGUGCAUCUGAUAAACAGGCCUUCCAAAAUUCUUUCAUUCCAUUAUAUAACAAGCUUUUGGAAGAUUAUAUUCGUUCAGAUAAUACAGCCGUUGCAUCUGGAUCACUUAGUCCAUUUUUCAUGAGAAGAAAUAUUAACAAACUGGUAGACAAGAAAAAGUUUAUUCUGACAAAUAUUAACAAGCUUGAAUUAUUGAGAGACAUUGUGUUGAACAUGUUUGCUGAUAGGUGGAAUAACCAGUUCCUUUCUCAACUCGUUCAAAAAAUAUGUACCGAUAUUACCAGUGGUAAGAUAGUCAAUGGUAUCAUUCAAACAAUUUCCUAUGAACUUUCGUCUGUCCUAGAAGAAAUGAUGUAUCCUAUCACAAGAAAAUUAAUUUAUCUUACACCAUCCGUACAAAAGAUUCUCAAUGUAGAAGAUCAAUCUACACUUUGUUUACUACGUAAAUUGAUAGAGGUUUUCAUAACAACAAACAAGAAAAAGAGCAAGAGCUCAGAUAUUUUACAUGUAUCAACCUAUCAAAGUACAAAUGAACACUUGCCUCUUUCUACUCUCCUUAUUGAAAAGAUGAUUCUAAAUGAGAAAUCUGAUAAUCUAGACGAAGUGGUAGAAAUGAUUGAGAAUGACAAGGAAAAUUUUGAAAAAUUCCGUCUCGAUAUGAUUUCUUUCUAUUUUGAAAAAGACAUUACAAAAGAAGACCAAGCAAUAAGAUUAGUUGAUAUUCUUAUUUCCCCUAUUUGGAAUAGUGCAGAGGGAAAGAAGAGUAUGAGACUACUCUCACAUCUUUCACAAACCAAAGUCAAGAAUAGUAUCAAAAUCUUACUUAACGUUCUUUCCCAAUUCAAGUCUAUUAAUUUCUUGACAGACGAAUUCAAAAAACAUUUGCAAGGAAAGCAACUCCAUGAGUGUUUGGAAGUCAUCUUUACUUACAUUCUUGAUUAUGUAUACAAAAAUAUAGGAACAGCUCUUGAAGAGAAAGACUUGGAUAGUAUUAAUAGUUGGAUGAGCGAACUUUCAUCUAUCAACUUUAUGUAUAUUAAGGAUAUUGCACCUAAAUACUUUAAGAGUUCAAGAUUCUCCAUUCUAUUCUUGGUCUACUAUGUGUUGAAAGGAUGGGUUUUAAGUGAAGAGCAAAUUGAAUAUUUGUGGAAAGGAAUUACAGAACUAUACAAAAAUCCAACAUACCUACCAGAUAACUUUAUAGAUAUUUAUAAUUGCUUCAAAGAUACUGUUACAACCUUCUUGGACCCUAAUCAACAAUCUAUCUGGAUUAAUAAUGUUACGAGAUUUGCCUUUGUGCAUAUUAUUGACAUUUGGUCGGCUCCAUCAUUGACAAACUUUUUCACAAUUAUUUCACAAUACGAAAAGGAUGAAAAUUCAAUUUUCAAACAACUUAAUAUUGGCUUGAUAACAAGUAUUACAAAAACCAUAAUGGCUCGUUAUCUGCAAAACAAAUUCAACCAAAAUAUGACGAAUGUAGUUGAGCAAGAAUUGAACAAUUACUCUGAUGAAAACUUUGUCCCAGAAGAAUUAUCUUCAAAGAAACAACCAUUCUCUGUUCUGCUUCUUCAAUCAUCAUAUCUUUCUCAUCACUCUCAAUCAAAAUGGGAAACAUUCCUUCCACUCUUUACAAGACAUCAAGAGGAUGGAGGCAAUAGUAAGCUUUCCAAACUUAUCACUCAAGCCAACAAUAUUUUGCUGAUAACAAAGCUCUCGAGUCAUCUCCUCAAAGAUGAUGAUCCACAAAAAACUAUUGAAAAUAUGGAUGCAGAAACAUGUGAAUUGAUUACUAAUGUUAUGAAACAAGAAAACAUGGCUCUUUAUUUCCUUUCAAGAUAUACUUCUGAUGUUGAGUUGGAGAUGAUUCUUACUACAAAUAGAGGAGAAUUGGGAAGAAUAGGACUGGCAAAUUUCCAUAUACCAUCAAUUAAGAAGAAUUUUAAAUCUCAUCAUUUCUCAUUCAUGCAUGAUAAUAAUCAAGUGUACACAGAUUUGAAAAGACAUAUUGAAUCUAACAAUAUUCAACAGAUACAUAAUUUUAUCAAUACCAAUGCUGCCCAGCAUAAGUAUUUCAUUAGAAUGUGUUUGAUUGUAAUCUCGUAUAAUUUCUACUUUUUGGAAUGUAAAUCUUGUGAUGCUGUAUUGGCUAUUUUACAAGACAGAAAUGUAUUGAAUACUCUUAGUAUUGAUGACUCUGAGUUGAAGGCAUUCGUAUUCUUUGCUACUAAACCAGUAUCUCUUCCAGUUGAGAAACAAGAUGACUGGUUCGCAUCAUAUUACUUCUCUCAGGAAUUCAUCAACUCUAACAGGGAUAAGAUGCUGACUCACCUCCUAGCAAAUAUUACAGCAACUAAUGUGGGCGUUCCAAAAGAGAAGAAUCACUUGUAUAACAGAAUGUUUAAUCCACAAGUAUUGGCCAAUUCAUUCGGUCCUGGAAGUACAUAUCAGGAUAGGAACUGGGAUUGUGGAUAUACUAGCUCUGGAUACAAUAUUAAUAACAUUGAAAGCCACAAUAUUAUGAAUAGAAAUCAGACAUACCACUCAGCUUUGAACUCGCUCACUUGGGCUUCCUUUGUAAUGUGCGUAAUAUUCGAUCCAGCAAAGAAUGAAAAUGCUGCCAAAGGUGGACAUAUGUGUAAUUGUAUUGAUGAUGUCAAAUUCAGGCCCAAUUUAAGCAAUUUGGAACAACUUCAAACCUAUAUUAAGAUUAGGGCUGAUACUUUCUGUUCUAUUUUUGCUCAUUCACCUAAUAUUAUUGGAAAUGUGGACCCAAUUAUUUUCUUUACCUCAUCUCUCGAGGAAUUCACCAAGCAAGCACCAAACAGUAAUGAUUGUUUUGGAUUCUUUGCAAAUAAUAAUACUCCAACCAUUAGAGCAUAUGAAAACUUUUGGAUGAACUCAUGUUUCAUUCCAACACUCAAUCGUUAUGCUAACAUUGUUGGUAAAAUGAAUGCUGGUCAGAAACUUCUUCAAGAUAUUGGUCAAUUCAAGGAAAGAUCGUUGGCUAUUAGAAAAUGUGUUGAUUUAUUCCCUUCAAGAGAAAAUAUUCUUGCUUUCUUCUCCCAAAGAUAUACUGAUAUUGAAGAUAAUGCUGAGCUCAUGACAGUAAGGCAAAUAGUCAAACAUAAGGACUGGUUAUUGUUUAGUUAUUAUUUUAUUGACUUUUUGAGUUUUUAUGUUAAAUUACACAGAGGUUUGAAUGGCAAGAUUGAAAGAGACUCAAUUCAUAUGACAGUCAAGGAUGCAUUAACACUCAUUACCAAAGAUAAGAGUAAACAAGAGGAAGAAGCCAUCUACGAAAGUUGGGAAUGCUUUAAGAAAUCUUGGAAUAUUGUAUCAGAAAAACAAGAGAGAAACAUUGUUUGUCAACAUGCUAACCAAGCUGAAAUACCAAUUAUUGAUGAAAACUCAAUUCUCUCUCAUCUGCUCUAUGUUGAAGGUGGUAAUAAUGAGAUUGGAACAUUACUUUUAACAAUUUAUAAUGCUCAAUCAGAUAUUCAACAAGGACAUUCUUUCCCAGAUACCAUUGAUGCAGCCUAUGUUAUGGAACUUGAUGAUGUCUUUUACAAACUAUUAUUCAGCAAAUUUGAGGAUGAUAACUUCUUUGAAAAUAUUCAAUACUAUGUAACAAUCAAUAACGGAGAUAUUAACUUUGAUUGGAAGUCAUUGGAGAGUUAUUUUGUUGAAUCACUUUCUAAAGGAAGGCCAAGACUUUUGGUUAAAAAGGAUCAAGUUAUUAGUCCACAAGCCAUCUGCAAGUUCAAGGAGGAUAUCCCAAUUGAGGAAGAUUUACCUGAUGAGAUAAUUCAAGAAGAUAGCCUUUCUCUGGAUACUUAUGCAUCUGAACUGAAUACCUUGAUUGAAAAGAUGAAUAGUAUGGAUAUUUCAUGGAAAACAUUCGACAAUACCAAGAAGAAAUCAUUUAUGAAUUCACUCAACUUCAGAGAUACUAAAAAGAUUUUACAAAUUGCCAAAGAUACAUGUCAAGCUGCCACAAAUUUGAUUGGAAAAGUUCCCUUCAAAUCAUUUAGUAUUGUCAACUCAGAAAGGGAAAUUUUAGGAUUCUCUGAAUUUGUAUUGGACAUUAUUUACAAUAGAGAUGAAGUUAAAUCUCUAUACGAUAAAUUCUCCUCCACGUUCAGAAUUCCAAUGUCAACCUCAACAAAGGAGAAAUUUGAGAGAAUUACUCUCUAUACCAUGAAAAUGGUAGAAACAUCCAAUCCAGAAUUGGAUAAUUUCCUGUCUGAUUUGAGAACUAUUGCUACUGUUAUUUACAACAAUGAAAAGGAUAUUGUUAAUGCAUACGCUUCAAUGACAACUGCUAGUCUUAGAACCGUUUUUGAGUCUCAAAUUCAAGUCAAAAAUCACGAUAAUUUAGCUCAAAUCCUUCCAAACUAUUUCCUUGUUAAAAAUUUGGUUCCUUACAUUGAAAAUAUUAGAAGAUUAAUUGGUAAAAUUGAGCUCAAGAAAUCUUCCAUGAAAACGGAAAAUUACCAAGAGCUUGUCCCUGAUAAUCUGAAAACAAGACCUGAAUCUCCUAUUGAUCCAUUGGACAGUUUGAUUUCAAAAGUAGAAGAACCUGAAGAAGAAGAAGAAAUUCCACAACCUCCUCCAAUGUUUAAUGUGAUGCCACUAUCUAACCUACCAAUCAUGCGUCCAAACAUGCCUUCUAACAAUUACACAAUAGAUCCAAAUCAAAUGAACAAGAUUAAGAACCUUAUGGAACAAGCCCAGAACGAGAAGCAAAUUUCUCUACUUCUGCAACCACAAUUAUUGGAUAAUAAUCUUCUAUUGAGAUUGGUAGAAUUAUUGGAAGAGGCAGAAAUGUUGACAGAGGAAGGUAAAGAACUGCAACAAGCAAUUUCAACCAACCAAACUAUUAUUUUACAAAACUUUAACAAGUUGAGAUAAUAUUUGAAAAUAAAGUUGUAUUAUG